GGAGGGGGCGCAUGCGCACAAGACGUGGCAGCCUGCGUAGGGAGUGAGCCGCUGCCUCUGUUGGUCGGGCCUCCUCUUGGUCGUCGGGAUGGACGAGGACAUUUUGACCACUCUGAAGAUCCUCAUCAUCGGCGAGAGCGGCGUCGGCAAGUCUAGCCUUCUGUUACGCUUUACAGAUGAUACAUUUGAUCCAGAACUUGCAGCAACAAUAGGUGUUGACUUCAAAGUGAAAACAAUCUCAGUUGAUGGAAAUAAGGCUAAGCUAGCAAUCUGGGACACUGCAGGUCAGGAACGGUUCAGAACGCUAACACCCAGUUAUUACAGAGGAGCUCAGGGUGUUAUAUUAGUUUAUGAUGUCACAAGAAGAGACACUUUUGCUAAACUAGACAACUGGCUAACUGAAUUGGAAACAUACUGCACAAGGAAUGAUAUAGUUAAAAUGUUAGUUGGAAACAAAAUUGAUAAGGAAAACAGAGAAGUUGACAGAAAUGAGGGUCUCAAGUUUGCCCGAAAGCAUUCCAUGUUGUUCAUAGAGGCGAGUGCAAAAACAUGUGAUGGCGUCCAGUGUGCCUUUGAAGAACUUGUUGAGAAAAUAAUUCAGACGCCUGGACUGUGGGAAAGCGAGAACCAAAACAGAGGCGUAAAGUUAUCAAACGACGAAGAGGGCUAUAAAGGAGGCUGUGGUGGCUACUGUUCCAUGUUAUAAACUCUGGAAGACUUGUCCUUUUGCAUAUUUAAAUGGAUAGUGAUGUCCUGUGUACAUAAACUCAUAUCGGCUAUUUUAGGGACCUUGCAGUUUGCACAUAUUUGUGUAUCAUAGCAGUGAACAUCUUUCUAGGACAAUGUGUUCUGCAGCUUUUUCAGUUGGGAAAUGUUAAUGGUAAGCAUGCCUAAUUUGCAACUUUCUGGUUCUUUUUAUGGAUAGCAUAAGAAAUGUACUCAAAUUUCAUACUCCUUAUCAUGGAACUAUCUUGGAUACUGUUUCAAAUAUGUGUUGGCUGCAUUCUGUCUGAUUAUUAACUCAAAAUAUUGCACUACACAAAACAUACAAAACUCAAAUGAUCCAAAUGGUUACGUGUGACAUCUGAACAUUUUUUUGGCAAAUGCUUUUCUUACCAAUUAACAAUGACCAUAAAAUUCCGUUUAAGCUAUAAGCAACACUUUUCUAGCUUGUAGCACAUCCCAGUUGAACUCUGGCCUCUUGGAGGAGGUGCUUCUAAAAUUACUCUGUGUGAUUUUUUUUAAUGGUCACCUUGGUGAAUCAUCUGUCUAAUAAGAGUUUUUAACCCUAAGUGGUUUAGGGUCCAAUCCUGUGCAUGUCCAGAUAGGCAAAAGUUCUACAACUUGCAGCAUUCAUUCCCUGGUAAUUGUAGGAAUUUCACCUGUCUAAACAUGCAUAGUAUUGCACCCUUAGAAUAGCUCUCUCGCACCAUGGCUUUUAUGGUGCAGUGUGCUGUGGACCUCCAGAAGAAUUUUCCCUUUUGGUUAUGGGCUGGGGGGAAGGGGCUCUCAUUGUGAAUCACUUUGCCAAACUUUGACGAAUGCUUCUAAAUGUUAGUAUUGUAAAUUGGCUUCAGUCUUUCAAAUUGUUCUGUCCUUGUGGCUCUGAAGCCUAAUUGGAUGACUCCACUGUUUAUGGCUGUUGGGUCUGAACACUGAAACUGUCUUUGAGGUGUCUGUGUAAGGAAUUCACUCUCUUGCUGGGGUUUGCUGUAACAAAAUGGCCAAUGGCUUGCUUGUUUCAGAGAACUUGUAUAGACUAAUAAAUUUUUUCCACAGUAUUGAAUUUUUUCUAACAUCUUCCUCAUGUACAGGUGAAUUUUGUAAGAAACAAUUCAACAGCUCUUGAUCCUGUAAUAGACAACACUAAUGACUUCAAAUACUACAGGGUACUAAUAUGUUUAGCAGUAUGAACUACUCUGGAGUUUCCUGUAAAUAUAUGAACUGAAAUAACUUUAUAAUGAUGCUUUUUUGUACACUUCAGUGCUGUGUACGCUCAUUGGUCUUUCACCAGUAUGGUGGCUGUUGUCACCAAAUGCACUUCACCUAAAAUCUUUCAACUUUUACAUUUAUUGAGAAAUUAUUCAUAUUUUGAAAGUCAUUACUUACAAUAAAGUUGUAAGUAAAAUACCUGUUACUCCUUUCGCAUACCUCCCACCACACCCAACAUUUAGCUGUAUAUUGCCAUUUUAAAUGACUGCACAUUUGCUAAACAGAUUUUCAGUCUGUUGAAAGAUGGGCAUGUAUCUCUUGAAUGCUUUAUCCUUGGAGGCAGAACAGGAUCAAAUCUUACUGCAAUUAAAUAUGUCUAACACUCAAAUAAAGAUUGUGGAGCAGAA
Varanus komodoensis (Komodo dragon) is the source of this 2339-nucleotide messenger RNA. RefSeq names its product RAB18, member RAS oncogene family (gene RAB18). The transcript has 7 exons. Bases 89 to 706 code for a protein of 205 amino acids. Gene Ontology annotation, molecular function: GTPase activity; GTP binding. The record is from RefSeq and is a predicted model, not a curated record. Lineage: Eukaryota; Metazoa; Chordata; Lepidosauria; Squamata; Varanidae.